GCUCCAAACUGUUCUUUCCACUACACUCACCUCGCAUCGAGCACUCAUACCAUAUAGCCACUCCUCCGCUCCUCACCCAUCCAGCCAGCUCCAGCCAUGGCGGGCGAUCACAAAUGUCCAGUCUGCAAUUCCACCUUUACAAGACCGCAACAUGUGGCUAGACACAUGCGAUCCCAUACCGGGGACCGACCGUACAAAUGUCAGCAUUGCGGAGACCAGUUUGCUCGAAGCGACCUACUCUCGCGUCAUGUAAACAAAUGUCAUGCAUCGGAGAAACCACCUACCACUACCGCACCUAACAAUCGGCGCAAAGGGCCUACUGCUGCUUCCAGAGCGACCACCAGUAAACAGGCCUGUGACCAAUGCGUCCAGGGCAGUCUACCCUGUGAUGGAUGCAAUCCAUGUUCAAAAUGCGUGCAACGGAAAUAUCGCUGUACCUAUGUCAAAUUCCAUCGUCAAACCGCUCCCCAAGGGCCAGGCCAUCCUCCCCCCUCAGCUCUUCCACCACAUCACCCACAUGCUCACCACCAUGCUAAUGCUAAUGCUCGAAACCCUUCGCUCCCUUCAGGUCUUGGAUCUACUUCACUACUAGGAGGCGUACGUCCAGAUGACUUUCUUCUCGCCCCUCCACCGGGCGCUGCUCUCUCAGACCUCUCAGGGAUGAGUAUGAAUGGUAUAAAUGUGAACGGUAUGAGUCUUUAUCCAGGAAGUCUUGCGGGUAUGGGAUUGUCUAGCGGGAUGGAAUACCCAGGUUAUCCGGGAUACGCUCCUUCACAUGCCACUGAUCAACGGCAAAGUCCCACCCCAAGUUUGUCGUUAUCAGCAUCUACCUCUACUCGCGAUUCGUCAUUGGACGGAUCCCCUGAUAUGCUCGCCGCGAGGUAUCGCGCUGAGCAGAUGCUUCGUUCUGGUCAAGUUAGCCUUCCUGGAAUCAGCUCCAUUGCUGGUGCGGGCGCUGGUAGUGCGUACCCCGCCGGUAAUACGACGUAUCCACCGCCAUCAACUACGGCUGGUGGGCUGACAGGGUUAUAUGAUUCGAAUCCCGGCGGAGCUUGGCCAAGUCAAUCGCAACAGCAGCCGUUUCAGGCUACAGACGCUACCCACAAGGAUUAUACUGCCGGGGGUAGAUUAUCGUUUCCGGCCAACCCUUCCACGCACCAGUCGUUAAAUGGAUCAAAUGGUCAUGCCGGGGGAUACACUGGGUACGCACCGCAUAGUCAAAGCCAAGGGCCCGCUGGGGCCCAGUAUUCCUUUCGAGACUCCCAACAGGACAGGCAUUAUACACGAGCGGGGAGCGAAGAUUCUGUAAGUGGUCGACGCCCGUCGACUGCUCCUUCAGUGGAUAUGGGAGUAGAUGAAUACGGGAACGGAAGACCACAUACCAGUCACGCGUAUCCCGGAUCGUCUUCACCUUCUCAUCAACAAUCUCAGGAUGCCCGACGACAAGCGCAAGCUCAAGAGUACUUCGCGAACGCACGAAGGGGGUCCUUGCCCGUCGAUGGGGAAGGCGGGUUCAGUAGUGCUUUUGGACUGAUGUCAUUGGACGACCCUGCUGUCUUGGCAGGCUUGCAGAGUGAUGGGGCGCCUUUUUUUUCGAACGUACCGACCCAAGGACACUCGCAGCAUACAAACCCUUCGGAUAUGAAUGAUGAUCAAGGACGAUCGCAGAGAAGCAGUUUUAGUUCAACGACGUCUUACACUGGGAGUGGGGUUACGAGUGGGAUGGGAGGAUUGAGUCAGAACAGUUCGCAGUCUUCUCUUUUGAGCGUCGAGGAUGGAGUCUCUCAUCAUCUUCAACUAGAUCGGCCACUUUCUCAACCUCACCAACAUAACAACACCAACAACAACAAUAACAAUAAUGGUAGCUUGCCAUUCCCGAGUAUGUCGACACCGCUUUCGAGUAAGGAGGAGCUGAAGGAGUUUUGGAGGCAGUACCUUAAGACGCCUCUGACGGGCCCGGGGACCGGUUCUGGUACUGGGAUCACGCCGCUUUUUGGACCUCCUGGAUCUGGGGGGUUGAUCACGCCUACUGCCAGUGGAGAUCAUCUACAAUUGGGUGCGGGAGGAAGUGGGAGUGGGGGUGGGAACAAUGUGGGGGUUUUUGGGAGACCGCAGUUGAGCCCUACGAGACGACAUUCGAGGGUGGCUAGUUUGCCGAGUUUGAAGACGCCGACGAUUGCUAUGAAUGAGUGGUUGUCUAAUCCGAAUGGUGUUUUACCUGCUGCUUUGAAUUCUUCGCAACAGGUACUACAGCAGCAACAGCACUCGCAAUCACAACAGGCUCAACAACAAUCGCAGCAGGCGGGUCAACAGCCUCAGCAUAUGCCCAAUGGAGGGAUCUUUGGGGGUAUAUUUGGAGGCGUCCCGCCUGCGUUUAAUUUGACGUUGAGUCGGGAUUCGAUGAGGAAGGGAAAGUUACCUGAUCCUCACGCGCCAACCCAAGUCUCAAAGCAGCAACAACAGAAACCCGUCUCUCAACAGACGCAUAUCGAACGUCACAUCUCCCAGAACGACAAUAACGCUCAAGACGAUUUGGACUCGUACAAACAAGCCGUCAUGGCUCGGCAGGCUCCUACUACUCUGCAUCUCGUACCUAGGAAGAGGGGGAAGACGAUACAUGGGGGCGCUUUGAUGGGUGGGACGGGGAGUAAGGAUUUGGUGCAGGGAACUGAUAUGUCUGUGUCUCCUCCGAAUCCACAUCCGCCCCCGCUUCCUCCUGGUCCUCUUGGUGGAUCUACGAAUUUAGGUGUGGGCUCGAGCUUGGGAGGAGGGGAUUCUGGACCUAUGGUUAGACCUGGGAGCUCGAGUUCGUUGGCAGAUGCAUUACAGGAGGGUAUUAGUACUGGUACGGGUGGGGGGAGGGAUUCACCGACGCCUGGAGUUAAUAAGCAUCAUGCGUUCCUCCAACCUCCGCCGCCUCCAUUCCACCUUCAGCGACAAUUGUCCUCCUCUCACUCUAACUAUGCUCCUCAUCCGCAACAGCAACAACAGCAACAACAGCAACAAGGACUCGAACACGAUUAUACCAAUAGCGGUGCACCGCCAUCGCAUCCGAGUAUCUCACCUUAUAGACCGUCGUUCAAACGCCUCGCUUCACAGACUUUGGGACCGGAGAAUCCGAAGAGGGCGUUGUUGGGUCCGGCGGGGUGGGAUGAUCAUGAUCAUGAUGAUGGGGAUGGGGAUUUGGGGAGUGAGGAGGAUGAGGGCAGUUUGCCAGGGAGUUUGCGGGGGGAUAGUAGGGGUGUUAGUGAGGGUGCGGAUGGAAGUGGUCAGAGGGAGGUUGAACUUGGUGGGUCUGGGUCUGCUAUUGCGAGUGAGUCUACAAAAGGGAGAGUCCAUGUUGUCGCUACUGGGGCGCAAUAAUUGUCGUCGAUAUGGUUCUGGGACGUUUGAUAUCUUUUUUCUUUCUUUUUUCUUUUUUUUCUUUUUCUUCUUGCGGUCAUACCUAAUUCUAUUGUUCUAUUCCCCUGCCCUUCCCCUUCCUCCAUUCUCCAUUCAUACCGUAACUUAGUGGAGGAGACUUGGGGGCUAGGUCUUUUUUGGACUGGAUAUCCGGAUUCGAAUUUGCGAAAGGCUUUUCACGUACUGUACUACUUGUAUCUUGGAACUUGUCUCUUUCAGACAUUAUAAUAGUAAUACUUCGAACAGCU
Somion occarium is the source of this 3650-nucleotide messenger RNA. Lineage: Eukaryota; Fungi; Basidiomycota; Agaricomycetes; Polyporales; Cerrenaceae. The record is from the annotation of a GenBank genome assembly.